This is a messenger RNA of Cuscuta europaea, 1436 nucleotides long. The record is from the annotation of a GenBank genome assembly. NCBI's taxonomy places the organism in Eukaryota, Viridiplantae, Streptophyta, Magnoliopsida, Solanales, Convolvulaceae.
AUUUACUAUUUUUUUCUGAAUACUCUUGUUCAUCGUCAUCAAUCAUCAUUAAGAAUGUCUCAAUCAUAUGUUCACGAGUCCGGAGAAUGAUCUAUAUUUCUCAUGAUGUUCACCAAGAUUAUAUUCUCUUCCUCACCGUCAAAAUAUCAUGAUUUACUGUUGUCCGCGGAAAAGGAAUAUGAAGGUCAUCAAGUUGCAAAUCUUCUUGUGAGAUAGUAGUUCAUGGAGCAUACUUGAGAUUUGAUUGAGAACAAAAAAAAUUGAUCUAUUUUAUAUUCUAGCUCAAUCUUAACCCCUCGUUUAUAUUCUUCAAAAUUUUGGAUGGUGUGGAGUUGAACGCCAAGUGUAGGCGCCUAGCCGUGACCGCACAAGAAAUCAUUUCAUUUCCAUGGCGAAGGCUGGUGAGAGCAGUAAGAGUUCAAGAUGGUCUCUUUCCGGGAUGACCGCUCUUGUCACCGGAGGCACUCGUGGAAUCGGGCGCGCAAUAGUGGAAGAACUCGCUGAAUUGGGCGCUAGUGUAUACACCUGUUCCAGAACGGAAGAAGAGCUGAACCAGAGCUUGCAGCAUUGGGCUUCUAAAGGCCUCAAAGUAUCUGGUUCCGUCUGCAAUGCAACGUCCAAAGAUCAGAGGUUGCUUCUCUUGCAGAAGGUUUCGUCUGCCUUCAAUGGAAAGCUCAAUAUUCUGAUUAACAAUGUCGGUACAAAUAUCCGGAAGCCCACAGCUGAGUAUACUUCAGAAGACUAUUCUCAUAUCAUGGCUACAAACUUGGAAUCCUCUUACCAUCUGACUCAACUUGCUUACCCUCUCUUGAAAGCAUCUGCAGUCGGAUCCAUUGUCUUUAUUUCCUCUGUUGCUGGCUUGGAACACAUAUCUUCUGGAUCAAUUUAUGGAGCCUCCAAAGGAGCUAUAAAUCAACUUACAAAGAAUUUGGCUUGUGAGUGGGCAAAAGACAACAUCAGGGUCAAUGCUGUGGCCCCUUGGUAUAUCAAGACCUCACUUGUGGAUCAUUUGCUUGCUAACAAAGAGUUUUUGGGGAAGGUCAUAUCAAGAACGCCCCUAAGACGGCCAGGGAAUCCCGAAGAGGUUUCUUCUGUGGUUGCUUUCCUUUGCCUUCCUUCAGCUUCUUACGUGACCGGGCAGGUCAUUGCAGUUGAUGGUGGUUUCACAGUGAAUGGUUUUGAAAGUUAGAAGUUUGUUUGUAUAUUCAACUUUUCAACCACUAUUUCUUUGGUUGCAUGUGACGUACCAGAUUUUAGGAAGAUAAAUACGGAGUAUAAUAAUAAUAGAUGGGAAAAAAAUAGAUGAAGGGGAAAGUUGUUUGGCUUGUAAAGCACCUUUUGCAUCUCACUUUCCCACUUCUUCUCUUUGAUUGUAUUUUAAUGCCGUGAUGCUGGUAAUCUGACAUUUUGGUCUCAAUUCGGUAAACCCACUUUCC